Molecule: messenger RNA, 1412 nt
Organism: Fimicolochytrium jonesii
Lineage: Eukaryota; Fungi; Chytridiomycota; Chytridiomycetes; Spizellomycetales; Powellomycetaceae
Exons: 3
Coding region: 210-1214 (334 amino acids)
Biological process (GO): potassium ion transport; proton transmembrane transport
Cellular component (GO): mitochondrial inner membrane
Source: RefSeq, a predicted model, not a curated record
GAUAGAUAGUUUGGCCUGCGUAGCGCUGGAUGGCGGAAGCAAAGGUAAGCUCCGAUCAAGAAGCCAUGCGAACGGAUAGCACUCUGAAGGAAGGGGAGGGUAUACCGGAGCCAAGGGUCGCCGAGCUCUGAAGUCUCCGAAGCCCGUUGUUGGAAGGCACUUGCGCCAGUGCUGCAACGAGCCUUUUCGUCGACUGUCAUGGAGUCGAGAUGGGAUCCUGGGUGAAAUCCCUGCGAAGUCUCCCGCGUUCACCUUUUCACUUUCACCUUUUUCGACCACCAGAACGACAGCUGCAUAGCUACCUACCCCUGCCACGGGACAAUGCUCUUCCUGCACAGCACAAGAAGUCGGGUCGUGGUCCGGCCGUUCUUCAGCUCGUCUCCAAAACCCAACCAACAGCACGCAAACCUUCACCCACCGCAACAGUAUCCGGCUCACCACCACCGACCUCCACCCUCGCCCUCCCCGCCGCCGACCCAACGCAUCUCAAAGUGUACGUCCUCCCCACCGUCCACAACAAGUACGUCUUUCACAGCCGGUUCCUCCGCCCGCGCACCCGCUGGGAACGCUUCGCCCUCAUCUCCGCCUACGUGCUACGCAAAUGGCGGUACCAGGUUGCCGACGUUGCGGCAUUCGCAUGGCAUGCUAUUGGUGGGGCCGGUAACGCGCGGAGGGACUCGGCUGGGGGGAGAAUGAUGCUCAAGGCAUGGAUGCUGGGUAACCGCUGGACGACGCGGCGAGCCGCCGACGAGUACUUUCUGAAGACGGUGCCGCGGAUAACCCAGCACGUGGAGUUCAUCUACCCGUCCAGCGCGAAUGCGAGGGCGGUCAAGGCGCAGGUUGGGGAGUACCUCGCGAAUCGGGAUCGACACCGACGGCGGUUGUUCCUGUGGUCGUUGGCGCUGCCGAGUUCGCUGUAUAUCGCAAAGUUCCACGUAACAGUCGCUAAUGUGUUUUUCACGUACAACGUGUUCCGGAUCAAUGCGGCGUGGAGGGCGAUGUAUGGCGGGCAGACGUUGCAGAAGCUGGUGGAUGCGAGGAAGGUUACGUGGACGAGCAGCAAAGAACUGGAUGGGAUUAUUCGGAGGGGGAGUGAGGAAGUUUCGAGGAGGAUGGAGGCCGAGAUGGGGUCGUCAUCGGCUGUAAAUGGCGACCCUGAGGGCGUGGCACGACAGGACUUACCGGCGGACGAGGCUGCAGUACGUGGCACAUAACGGCAAGGAAGAGUACGAAUGAUUCACCUACAGGUUCUCGGAGACAGAUGUCGCGAAUACCAACGUGGGAUAGUAGGCGUAGUGACAUCUCAUUAGUAUUUAUCAAUCUAGCGUAAGAGGAAAUGCUGUCAAGCAACCGUCAACGUAGAGAUUCUUGUCUUGACAUCAUCUUCGAGCCCAUAAUCUAGAUGUUCAUCG